AUGCCCGCCCUGCAGGGCGAGGAUGCAGCGGCAUUCAGCCUGGAGGAUCAGAGCCUUUCCUCAUGGGUCAAAUUUUCCGUGCUGUUGGCAGGCGUCUUCGCCCUGCUCUACCCCAUCUGGAUCUCCCCGGAUACGGGGCUGGGCAAGGAACUGGCUGCCCUUCUGAGCUCGGUGGGGUCCUCCUCCGAGGUCACCAUGGUCCUCAUCCUGACCCUGUUUGGCGUGGUGCACAGCGGUCUGGCUGCCCUGCGACCACAAGGUGAAGCGCUGAUCGGCGCCCGGGCCUUCAGGGUGGUCUUCGCCUCCCUCAGCCUGCCGUUGGCAGGCCUGGCGGUAAUGUACUUCAUCAAUCAUCGUUACGACGGCGUCGCGCUCUGGAACAUCAGGCGCGUUUGUGUUCUGGGCCUGCCCGGCGUGCACAGCACGGUGUGGGCACUGAGUUUUCUCUCCUUCUACUUCCUCUACCCCUCCACCUUCAACCUGCUGGAGGUGGCGGCGGUGGACGAGCCGCGCCUGCACCUGUGGGAGACCGGCGUGGCGCGCAUCACGCGCCACCCGCAGGCCUUUGGCCAGUUCGUGUGGUGCGCCGCGCACGCCGCCUGGGUGGGCUCCUCCUUCAUGAUGGUCACCACCGCUGCGCUGCUGGGCUACCACGCCUUUGGCUGCUGGCACGGCGACCGCCGGCUGGAGCGGGAGCAUGGCGAGGCCUUCCGCGCACUGCGAGACCGCACCAGCGUGGUGCCCUUCCAGGCGGUGUGGGAGGGGCGCCAGCGCCUGCCGCCCGACUACUGGAGGGAGUGGGCGCGCCUGCCCUACCUGGCCAUCACCCUGUUCUGCUUCGGGACCUACGCCGCGCACCCUGCCAUGCAGCAGGCCGCCUACUGGCUGGGGUGGUAG
Messenger RNA from Auxenochlorella protothecoides, 897 nucleotides. RefSeq lists its product as hypothetical. Gene Ontology annotation, biological process: carotene biosynthetic process. Gene Ontology annotation, molecular function: 9,15,9'-tri-cis-zeta-carotene isomerase activity. Bases 1 to 897 code for a protein of 298 amino acids. The transcript is spliced from 4 exons. The record is from RefSeq and is a predicted model, not a curated record. Gene Ontology annotation, cellular component: chloroplast. Lineage: Eukaryota; Viridiplantae; Chlorophyta; Trebouxiophyceae; Chlorellales; Chlorellaceae.